CAGAGAAGUAAAAUAGAUAUGAUAGCUUCUGCUUAGGUUGCCUUAAAGAUGUGCAAGUAUAGAUGUAAUGCUGAUAACAUUAAGCGCAUGGCUAUUUGCACACUGUUAGUAUUUGGGAUGAAAUGAGUGGAGGACAUUUGUUGGAUAUGUCAAUUGGGUCUAUGCAUAAAUGAGACGUUGGAUUAGAGUGCAAUUUUUGUGUCGUUUCUAUGUCCAUCAACACUUUGUUUUGCUAUGGACCUGGUCCUUCAUAUUCAAGUAGUGGCAACAAAAGUAUCGACAUCCACAUUAGAAUUCAAGUAGCACAUUGGGAAUUCUUAAAUACACUAGCUGUAUACACCAGAAGAAAUACAAAAAAAAAAAAACUUGCCAUAUUGUUCUGUCAGUUUCCAGCAUUAUAUAAUUGCACUCCAUAACGUCGCAUGUGCUCAUCUUUUCCUCCUUAUUGGGUUUCUUCACUUUUUCCAAGAGGCACUACUAGUCAACUUAGAAGUCCUUGUUAAGAUCCUUAUUUCAAAACCUGACUUGAUUAACUCCAAAAUCUCCUUAUAUGCAUGUGGCACUUGCAUAAGGAUUUUAACAACAGCUCUAGAGUUAUAGCAAGAUAAAAUGGUGGUGGCUGAUUUAUUCGGUGCUGAUGGAGGUGGUUGGAGAGAGAUGAAAGGUUUUGUCCUUACAGUGCUUGUUGGCCGGUGGUUCAUGGUCUUCUCGUCACUCUUGAUUAUGGCCAUGGCUGGUACAGGUUACAUGUUUGGUAUGUAUUCUAACGACAUCAAAACAUCGUUAGGCUAUGAUCAAACUACUCUCAAUUUGCUUAGCUUCUUCAAGGACGUGGGUGGCAAUGUUGGGAUCUUGUCAGGGCUCAUCAAUGAAGUCUCCCCACCAUGGGUUGUUCUCUCUAUAGGUGCAAUCAUGAAUUUCCUUGGCUAUUUCAUGAUUUGGAUCUCUGUCACUGGCCGUAUUACAAAACCAAAAGUUUGGCAAAUGUGUCUUUAUAUGUAUUUGAGUACAAAUGCACAAGCAUUUUCUAAUACUGGAGCUCUAGUCACCUGUGUUAAGAAUUUCCCAGAAAGCAGAGGUGGUGUUAUUGGCUUGUUAAAGAGCUUUGUUGGUCUGAGUGGUGCAAUUAUGACGCAAUUCUACCAUGCUUUCUACGGAGAUAACUCCAAGGCUCUCAUCUUGCUUCUUGCUUGGUUUCCAGCUUGUGUUUCUUUCGUAUUUCUUCGAGUGGUUCGGAUAAUGAAGAUAGUUCGACAAGCCAACGAGAACAAAAUCUUCCAUAAAUUCUUCUAUAUUUCACUCGGUCUUGCCAGUGUGCUCAUGGUUUUAAUUAUCAUACAAAAGAAGUUCAGCUUUACUAGAAUCGAGUAUGUUGGAAGUGCUUCUGUUGUUGUUGUAUUGCUUCUUCUCCCUAUAGCUAUAGUUGUUAAAGAAGAACAUGAUCUCCGGAAGAGCAAGAAAGUAGCCUUGAAUGGUCCAUCUCCACUAGAUGUAGUGACUGAAAAUCUUCCACCAGUUGAACUAACAAAACUGUCACUAGAGCAAUCAACACCGCCAGCCAGAGCUCCAACUGCGGCAGAGAAGCAAGUUUCUUGUGUUACCAGCAUUUUCAAUCCGCCAGCCAGAGGUGAAGACUACGGCAUAUUGCAAGCACUUUUCAGUGUGGAUAUGCUGGUACUGUUUGUGGCAACCGCUUGCGGUAUUGGCGGCACGUUGACAGCCAUUGAUAAUUUGGGUCAGAUUGGCCAGUCACUCGGGUAUCCAGCUCGUAGCACUGCUACCUUUGUGUCACUUGUUAGUAUAUGGAAUUAUCUUGGUCGAGCAGUGGCAGGCUUCGCCUCUGAAAUCUUGCUAACCAAGUACAAGAUCCCUCGUCCUCUCUUGUUCACAAUUGUGCUUCUCUUUUCUUGUUUUGGGCAUCUUUUAAUUGCCUUUGGAGUCCCAAAUUCUCUCUAUUUCGCAUCGGUGAUUAUCGGUUUCUGCUUUGGUGCACAAUUGCCAUUGAUGUUUGCCAUAAUAUCUGAACUUUUUGGUCUGAAGUACUAUUCAACACUGUACAACUUUGGUGCUGUAGCAAGCCCAGUGGGUUCAUACGUGCUCAAUGUGAUAGUAGCAGGCCAUUUAUACGACAAAGAGGCAUUGAAGCAAUUAAAAGCUAAAGGGCUUAGAAUGGAAGCUGGGCAGGACCUGAUAUGCUAUGGCGUCCAGUGCUACAAACUGUCUUUCCUCAUAAUAACUGCAGUAACAAUUUCUGGUUGCCUUAUUUCCCUUGUAUUGGUACUGAGGACCAGAAAAUUCUACAAAGGCGAUAUCUACAGGAAAUUCAGAGAGGAAGGAGUCGCAGCAGAGAAGUAACAUUGAUAUGUAUAUAAAAGUAUAAUCAAGUAGGUGAAAAAUUUGUAGUGUCAAAUUGUUGUUGGCUUCUACUUUGGUUGCCUUGAAGAUGCCAUAUGUAUCUUGAUUUAGCCUAGAUUUAAAGCAAAGUAUUAAUAUUAAUGUCUUUA
Messenger RNA from Ricinus communis (castor bean), 2504 nucleotides. RefSeq lists its product as uncharacterized. Gene Ontology annotation, cellular component: membrane. The transcript has a single exon. The coding region runs from base 610 to 2355 and encodes 581 amino acids. Gene Ontology annotation, biological process: transmembrane transport. The record is from RefSeq and is a predicted model, not a curated record. Lineage: Eukaryota; Viridiplantae; Streptophyta; Magnoliopsida; Malpighiales; Euphorbiaceae. Gene Ontology annotation, molecular function: transmembrane transporter activity.